Messenger RNA from Amphimedon queenslandica, 2991 nucleotides. RefSeq names its product dynamin-like 120 kDa protein, mitochondrial. NCBI's taxonomy places the organism in Eukaryota, Metazoa, Porifera, Demospongiae, Haplosclerida, Niphatidae. Gene Ontology annotation, cellular component: microtubule; mitochondrial intermembrane space; cytoplasm. The coding region runs from base 116 to 2809 and encodes 897 amino acids. Gene Ontology annotation, molecular function: GTP binding; GTPase activity; microtubule binding. The transcript is spliced from 30 exons. Gene Ontology annotation, biological process: mitochondrial fusion; endocytosis; mitochondrial fission. The record is from RefSeq and is a predicted model, not a curated record.
CACCUGCAGUCAGGUGACUCUUAACCGUUAUCCGUGCUCUAUUAAUCCGGCAUCCUAACCACGCCCACCAAAGAAAUAUUAAAAUUAAGCAAGGGAAGAUAUUCAAUCUGGAGACAUGUCAAGUGUCAGACAAUGCAAAAGAUUAGCAAAGGCACUUUCUAGUCAAGCCCUACACAGGCCACCAUAUGCAGCUAUAGGCCCUCAUCAAUCCAAUGUACUUGUACUACCGCAAUGUAGGAAAGCCUCCUCUUCCAGUGGUACUGUUAGGAGUUGGAUAUUGAAGAGAGUCUAUGGGGUCAUUAUUAUAGUGGGCGUCACAGGAGGAGGACUACUAGUGUUCAAAUAUUGGCUUGACAGACAAGUUGACAACAAGCUCUCCUGGAUCAAGAGCUACUAUCCUUCUGGUGUCUCUGAAAAAAUAUCUGAUGGAUUAGUGAACAUUUCAAAUUGGAUAAAGACGGGUACUAAUAAUUCAUCAUCAUCAUCAUCUUCAUCAUCAUCAUCAGAGGCUCGUACUGUUGUUGAUGAUAGACCCAGUAAUAAUGAUGAACUUAUAAAGCUACAGAAAGAUGUCAACAUGCUAAAGAAUAAAUUAUCAUCAGUUGAGAAAGAAAACUAUGAGCUGAGGAAGGAGCUAUCCAAACACACAGGUGUGAGUCCUAAUGCUGUGCAGCCUGGACAGAAGACACUGAUUGAAAUGUAUUCUGAGAUACUCACUCUCUUGACCGAGUUUGAUGCAAAGUCGCCAUUAACUGACAGGAAACUAGUUCACAGUCUACCACAAGUGGUUGUAGUUGGUGAUCAAAGUGCUGGGAAGACAAGCGUCUUGGAAAUGGUAGCCAAUGCAAGGAUAUUUCCCAGGGGAGCUGGAGAGAUGAUGACUCGAUCACCUGUUAUGGUGACUCUAAGUGAAGGGAGUGACCAUGUGGCCAUGUUUAGCGACAGCUCGACUGUUUAUGACCUCAAGAAGGAGGCACAGUUGAAGGCACUCCGCCAUGAAAUUGAGAAAAGAAUGAGAGCCAGUGUGUCCGAUGGUCAGACUGUGAGCUCGGUCCCGAUAUCACUGGUGGUCAAAGGGCCGCAGAUAAAGAGAAUGGUACUCAUUGAUUUACCAGGGAUCAUUAAUACUGUUACUACAGGCAUGGCUGCCAAUACUAGGGAAGAUAUCAUGAAAAUGUGUCGUCAGUAUAUGCAGAAUCCUAAUGCCAUAGUCAUGUGUGUACAAGAUGGAUCAGUUGAUGCUGAGAGAAGUAUUGUCACUGAUUUGGCUAGUCAAGUGGAUCCUAAUGGUCACAGAACUAUAUUUGUAUUGACUAAGGUUGACAUGGCAGAGAGCAAUGGAUUAAAGCAAGAGAGAAUAUUAUCAAUACUGGAUGGCUCAUUAUUCCCAAUGAAAGCUCUAGGAUAUUAUGCUGUGGUAACAGGAAGAGGUAAUACCGGUGACUCCAUUGAACAGAUACAGCGUUAUGAAAGGGAGUAUUUCGCUAAAUCCAAAUUAUUCCAGAAUGGCAUGCUAAGGGAAGCACAGCUAAGUACACGAAAUAUGAUAUCUGCUGUCAAUGAUGAGUUUUGGAAGAUGGUGCAGGAGUCGAUUAACGAUCAGGCUUUGUUGUUUAAAACUCUUAGGUAUAAUUUAGAAGCAGAAUGGAGGAACAAAUUUCCAGGAGAGAGGACUUUGGACAGGGAUGAUCUAUUUGAAAUGAGUAAAGCUGAUAUACUGACUCAGGCAGCCAGUCUACAGGUCCUCCCUCCUACCAAAUGGGAAGACAUUUUAAUGAAUUCUCUGUGGGAUCAAAUUGGUCCUAAAGUCCUUGAUGAGAUAUUUGUACGUGCUGCUCAGAGCCGAUCAUCAGAUGAGUUCAACACUGUUGUUGACAUUGAGCUGCAUAAAUGGGCAGACAGUCUACAACUGGCCAGCCUCUGUGCCAAUGUUGGCAUGACAACUCUCUUUGAACAGCUGCACAACAAACUAGCUGACCUCAAGGGAGGGAAAUUCAUGACUCUUAGUCAAGGGCUAAGAGAAGAAGUAGAGAGGCUAAGCAGAGAACUACAUAAAUGGGAGAGCUACAAUAUUGAUCAGCUGAAAUACGUUCAAAUGUCUGCUCUUGAUGAUAAAGACGUAACAGCAGAGGACCAGUGGCAGUCGUCAGUUGAAUUCAUGAAGAGUACACUGAGUAAACAGGUAAAGCAAGCCAGCAGUGAUCUGUCUGCUUUAAAGGGACCAUCGUCAUUUUCUCAGCGUUGGCUGGGCUGGAGCAGCCAAACAAAGCAACAGGUGGAGAGGCAGGCAAUUUUAGAGGAAUUGGAUAAAUUUCUAAAAGCAGAGCCGAAUCAUCCAAACAAACUCUUUGUUGAUGAAGUCCUAACAGUUCAAAGGUCACUGAAGAACAAAGGACUGAUUGUUCCUGAGAAAGAAAUUCAAUUAGCAUGGAGUCACGCAUACAGGCUACACUUCUUGCAACAAACACAACAGAAAGCUCACAAUUGUCAGAAAGGAUUUCUGUUAAGACAGCAUAGCCCACAAUUUGCUUGCCCUGAAGUGACAUUCUUUUGGCGAGUGCAGCAAGUAAUGCAGAGUUCCGCCCGCACACUCAGAGUACAAAUAUUAGACAGGGAAGUGAGACAGCUGGAGCAACAGCUAAAGAUUAUUUUGGAUAACAUUGGUAAUGAUGAGAAAAGAAAGAGAGAUCUUAUUCGAGGCAAUGCCGUAGACAAAGCCGAACAACUUAAGCAAGUCCGUUUGAUACAAGAAAAGUUGGACUCAUUUCGACAGUCACUCCUGAAGCAGCAGAAAAGACAAACAAACUAGUUUCAAAUUUCAUUUCUUUGUCUUAAAUUGGCAUGAAAACAAAAUUAUUACCCAUUUUGGUAUAAUAUGAUGUGUAUGGUUUUAAUUUGCAAUAACACUAGGGUAGUUGCAGUUUCUUGUUUUGCAAAUACACAUAUACUGUAAACACUAUCCAUUAAUUUUAACUAUUUUAACCAUUGGCC